This is a messenger RNA of Sarcophilus harrisii (Tasmanian devil), 3121 nucleotides long. RefSeq names its product gastrula zinc finger protein XlCGF57.1-like. Bases 311 to 2278 code for a protein of 655 amino acids. Lineage: Eukaryota; Metazoa; Chordata; Mammalia; Dasyuromorphia; Dasyuridae. The transcript is spliced from 5 exons. Gene Ontology annotation, molecular function: RNA polymerase II cis-regulatory region sequence-specific DNA binding; DNA-binding transcription factor activity, RNA polymerase II-specific. Gene Ontology annotation, biological process: regulation of DNA-templated transcription. The record is from RefSeq and is a predicted model, not a curated record.
UCCUGGGAGCUGUAGUCUAAGUCAGCAACUCUUACGCGCGCGCAGGACGGGACCUUCCUUUUCCGCACUCUACUUCCCAGAAGGCUUUGGGGAUGGCCGGGCUGCGGUUCCAUAGGCUAUCCCACUUGCCGCCUAGUUUAAUGUAUCAGGGUAAUGCUACUUCCGCCUUUCCGAAAGCACCUCUGACUCCCUGACCCGGAGAAGGUAAAGCCGGCGUCGAACGGGCUCCUCGCUCGCGGUUUCCUGCUUCCUGUUCCGUCGGAGGCACCAAGCUCAGCCCCGUAAAGACCCUGCUCUUCCCCAGCAGCAGAUGGAGGCCAAGGAGGGCCUGACUUCCGGCUUCCUCAUGGCCCGCUUUGAGGAGCCGGUGACCUUCCGGGACGUGGCCGUGGACUUCACCUGGGAGGAAUGGAGCAUCCUGGAGCCGGCCCAGAGGGCCCUGCACAGGGACGUGAUGCUGGAGAACUUCCAGAACCUGGUUUCUGUGGGGAUUCCUGUUUCCAGACUGGAUGUGAUCUCCCUGUUGGAGAAGCAAGAAGGAGCCUGGAGUCCCGAGAACAGAGAUUCCAGCGGGUCUCAUCAAGAUUCCUUUAGUGAAGACACUAGGUUUCAAGCCAAGAACGUAAACAUGGUGCAGAGCAUUUGCCUGGGGACAUCCUGUGAGAAGAGGCUCCCAAAGGGCAUGGCCUGGCAUUGCAACAUGAACGAAGCCAGGGAACAUGAUAUGAAUUUAGAGAAAAUGAAGAGCCCAUCCAGAGAAGGGACCAUUCCCAGAACGACUUUGAGUAAUGGGAAUGUGCCUCAGUGUAUGUCAAUUGGGAAGAGCUUCAGUCUUGAGCCAGUCUUUGUUGAAACUAUGGAGAAAAAUCCAGAUAAAUAUAAGACAAUUGGAAAGAGCUUGAGAGAUUUUUCGAGCCUAAUUACUUAUAACACAAUUUCUUUAGAGAAGAACUUUUCUAAGUAUGUCAAAGACAAGAAACCUUUCAGGUAUCGCUCCGGAUUAUUUAAGUUUCAUAGAAUAGAUGCUAGAGAAAAUCUACAUGAAUUUAGACAAUCAGAUCUUACUGAAAAUCAGAGAAGUCCCAUAGGAGACAGUCAUUAUAAAUAUAACAAAUGUGGAAAAGACUAUUUCAAAAAAGGAAGCUUGACUGAACUUAAGAUAAAUCAUGCUGAAUUGAAACCCUUUAAAUGUGAUGAAUGUGGUAAACCUUUUGGAAGGAGGGAAAACUUGAUUGCACAUCAGAGAACUCAUACUGGAGAGAAACCUUUUGUUUGUAAUGAAUGUGGAAAAAACUUCAGCCAUAGAGGAAACCUGAUUGCUCAUCAUAAAAUUCAUACAGGGGAGAAAUCUUUUCCAUGUAAUGAAUGUGGAAAAAGCUUCAUUAAUAGGGCAAAUCUUAUUUCUCAUCAGAGAACUCAUACAGGAGAGAAACCUUUUGCUUGCCAUGAAUGUAUGAAAAGCUUUAGUCACAGGGGAACCCUUAUUAUCCAUCUCCGAACUCAUACCAAAGAGAAACCCUUUGAAUGUAAUGAGUGUGGGAAAGCAUUCCGCUUUAGGGGAACCCUUAUUGGACACCAGAGAACUCAUACUGGAGAGAAACCAUUUGUAUGUAAGGAAUGUGGGAAAGGCUUUAGCCGGAGUGACCAUCUCACUUGUCAUCAGAGAGUUCAUACGGGAGAAAAACCCUUUAUAUGUAAUGAGUGUGGGAAAGACUUUUCCAAGAGAGCAAGUCUUAUUAAACAUCAGCAAAGUCAUACAGGAGAAAAACUCUUUGAAUGUAAUGAAUGUGGAAAAGUCUUCACCCAGAUGGUAAACCUCAUUACUCAUCAGAGCACUCACACGGGAGAGAAACCUUUUGAAUGUAACAUAUGUGGGCAAGCCUUCAUCACCAUGAAAUACCUCAUUGAUCAUCAGAGAAUUCAUAUUGGAGAGAAACGCUUUGUUUGUAAUGAAUGUGGGAAAGGCUUCAGCCAGAGAGGAUACCUCAUUUGUCAUCAAGGAGUUCAUACUGGAGAGAAACCCUUUGAAUGUAAUGAAUGUGGAAAAGCCUUCAGUCGGAGGGUAUACCUCAUUGUACAUCACAGAACUCACACUGGAGAGAAACCAUUUGUAUGUAAGGAAUGUGGAAAAGGCUUUAGCCGGAGGGACCAUCUCACUUGUCAUCAGAGAGUUCAUACGGGAGAAAAACCUUUUGUAUGUAAUGAGUGUGGGAAAGGCUUUUCCCAGAGAGCAAGUCUUAUUAAACAUCAGCAAAGUCAUACAGCAGAAAAACUUUGAAUGUAAUGAAUAUAAUGAAUGUAGAAAUGUCUUCACCCGAAGUCAUCAGGCAACUCACACUGGAGAGAAACCCUUUAUAUUUAAUAAGUGUAGGGAAGCCUUCAGCUACCAAGUAAUACUCACUUGUCAUCAAAGAAUUCAUAAUGGAGAGAAACUCUUUGAAUGUCAGGAGUAUAAGAAAGCUUGUAGCCAGAAAGCAAACCUCAUUAUCCACUAGAGAACCCAUAUAAAAGAGAAACCCUUUGCAUGUAAUGAAUGUGGGAAAGGCUUUAGUAGGAGUUCUAACCUUAUUACUCAUCAGAAAAUUCAUACUGGGAAGAAACAGAAUUUGUUGAAAUAGACUUCAAACAGGUGCUACCCUUCACUGCCAGCAGAGAAUUCAUAUGAUUCUGGCAACUCAAUAGGAGAAACAUCUGUCCUUUCUAAAGUAAUUCAUUGUGCUCCUUUUUGAUUAAUAUGUCACCUGCAUUUCUCAGCCUGUACCUUUUUCAUCCCCUCCAAAUCCAACACAUGAAAAAUCUGACAUUGUAUGCAAUGUUGCACACUGGAGGGUCCACCAUAUUUGUAAAGAAGUGGUGAUGGAGUACCAUGGUCUUUCCAUCGGAAAUUUGAUUUUGGUUUUUACAACGUUUUUAGUCUGAUUUCUAAUGUAUUGAUUUGUCUGAUUUUCAAUAUUUUCUCCAUUGUGCUUGCUUUCUUAGUUUUCAGUUCUAAAAAAAUAUUCUAUUCAUUUUUUUUUUUUAACAUUUUAUUAGUAUACAGUUUUUGAGAAAUUAUCCUUUGGCUGCCUGCUUUAGUGUGUACGCCAGAAAUCUUGGAAUAUCAACUCACUUUUACUCUUGU